AUGUCGUCAUCACUGAAUCAAGAGACUGGUUUUCUGUUGGCUCGUGUUGGAGAAAAAGUGAAAAUGCGAUGCACCUAUGAAGGUAAUGAGCCGGCGUGGAUCUGCUGGUACAUGCAGACUCUUGGACAGAAGCCAAAGCUCAUGUCCAGCAUGUUUGUGUACGGUACAGAAGUCACCUUCUAUGAGGAAUUCAAGAAUAGCUCACAUUACGUCAUAGAGAAAGAAGAACAUUUGCAUUAUUUGACAAUAAUAGAUCUAAAAAUGUCAGACUCAGCUACAUACUACUGUGCACUUAGCUAUAAACAAGUUCUGUAUUUUGGAAAGGGAACCACAGUCAGUGUUAAAGGUCCAGGUUUUAACAUCCAAGCUUCGGUCCAUCAGUUGGAAUCUGAAACCAUCCAGCCAGGAGCCUCUGUGACUCUGAACUGUUUGGUACAGAUUGAUAGUUGUGAUGGAGAACACAACGUUUACUGGUUCAGGAACUCAGAGGAAUCUCAACCAGGACUCAUUUACACCUAUGGAAGCAGGAAGGAUCAGUGUAUGAGCAAUUCCAGCACAAAAAGUCAAAUAUGUGUGCACAGCCUGUCGAUGAAGAACCUGAAUGCGUCUCAUACUGCAACCUACUACUGCGCUGUUGCUUCAUGUGGACAUGUUGUGUUUGGAAAUGGGACGAAGCUGAGCCUCUCAUGUGAGAAAAUGCACCUGGAUACCAACCAAGACACAGACAGAAUCCACUAUGCAUCAAUAAAUGUUGAUCACUCUAAUAGAUCUAGAAGACAAAGAAGCAGCACAGCGACUGAGUGUAUUUACUCCAAGAUAAGUCAGGACAAAUGAAUUAUUUCUUCCUGAAAAUCUUUAUUGCCUAUUUGGUUACAUUUGAUUAGCAGGUUCAAUACACUUUGUUGAUGCUCAGACAAGAUUUUGGUAUGAAUGUCAUUAGAGCAGCUGGUGU
Messenger RNA from Poecilia latipinna (sailfin molly), 952 nucleotides. RefSeq lists its product as uncharacterized. The transcript has 3 exons. Lineage: Eukaryota; Metazoa; Chordata; Actinopteri; Cyprinodontiformes; Poeciliidae. The record is from RefSeq and is a predicted model, not a curated record. The coding region runs from base 1 to 834 and encodes 277 amino acids. Gene Ontology annotation, biological process: response to bacterium.